Cryptomeria japonica (Japanese cedar) is the source of this 1050-nucleotide messenger RNA. RefSeq lists its product as uncharacterized. The record is from RefSeq and is a predicted model, not a curated record. The coding region runs from base 1 to 1050 and encodes 349 amino acids. Lineage: Eukaryota; Viridiplantae; Streptophyta; Pinopsida; Cupressales; Cupressaceae. The transcript has a single exon. Gene Ontology annotation, molecular function: catalytic activity.
AUGAAGUUCCUAACAUGGAACGUCAGGGGCUACAAUACCCCUAACAAGAGACGUCUGAUCAAAAGAGGAUUUGAUCAGGUUAAGCUGGAAGUUAUUUGCAUUCAAGAAACUAAGUUAGGACGAGAUGAUGCAGCUAGAGUUUUUGGUGUAAGGCAGAGGUGGUUUGGAUCUUUUGUGGAAUUAGAGGGGGCUUCAGGAGGGCUUGGCAUUUUUUGGAAUCCAUUGGCUAUUCAGAUGGAUGUAGUCUCAUGCUCUAAACAUUGGCAAAUGGUAAAGGUGAACUCAAAGAUCAUGAACUUUUCCUGUUUUCUUAUCAAUGUCUAUGGGCCCACUUUGGCUAUGGAUAAGUGUCGACUAUGGGAGGAUAUUACAAAGCUUUUAACGAAGGUGAGGCCAACUUUAGCUAUUGUUGCUGGGGAUUUCAACGCCACUCUUUCUUUCUCAGAUAAGCGUGGAGGGGUGGGAAGGAUGUGCAGGACGCAAUCGGACUUUCAAUCUUUUGUGAAUUCUAACACCCUUUUUGAAGUGGUUGCUAAAGGUGGGAAUUUUACUUGGACUAACAGACAAAGGAUAUUUUCAAACAUUGCGGAGAAACUAGAUAGAUUCUUCCUUGUAGGGGAUUGGAACUUGGCCCCCUUGGUCUUUGGGGCAGAAGUUUUAGCAAUUUCAGGAUCGGACCACUUCUCGGUCUCUUUGGUUGUGCAAAAAGAUGAAUUUCUGCUUUGGUGUCCUUUGAAGGUGGAAAAGAUGUGGUUAAGGGAGCUGGGUUUUAGAGAUCAUGUAGUUGGUUGGUGGAAGGAGGCACCGGUGGUGGAAGGUUUCUUGGCCUUUUGGUUUUUCAAGAAGCUUAGUUUUGUGAAACAGAAAUUGAAAUCUUGGAACAGGGAGGUGUUUGGCAAUAUCUUCGACGAAAAGAGAAGGAUUGAAGGGAAUUUGGGGGCUUUGAAUGCGAAAGUCUUGGCAGAAGGGAUGGAUGAAGUGGAUUAUUUCACUGAGAAAUAUCUACUUAGUAAAUAUGGAGAAGUAUUGCAGAGGGAGGAGAUUUACUAG